AUGAAAUUGGCCGCUGGUUUAGUUGCUUUGGCAGUCACUCUCAGCCCCGUCAGAGGCGUUGUCGUGGAGUGGGGUCAGUGUGGCGGCAUAGGCUGGGCAGGCGAGACGACAUGUGCAUCGGGCCUUGUCUGUCUUGUAAACAAUGAAUGGUACUCUCAAUGUGUCACAGGUACAUCCUCGGUCCCCCCAACAACCUCCGCACCUCCUACAUCUACAUCUGUAACUCCGACAACGACAUCUUCUACGCCGACGACCAGUGUCGCACCCCCAUCCUCCACCGGCUUUGUGAAGACAUCAGGAACUGAGUUCGUGCUCAACGGAUCCAAGUACACGGUAGUGGGACACAACUCCUACUGGGUGGGACUUUCUGGGCUCAGUCUUAGCGACAUGAAUCAAGCAUUCUCUGAUAUCGCAGCGACAGGAGCAACUACCGUUCGCACCAUGGGCUUCAACGAUCAGACUGAUCCUACCUACUGGGGACCGUAUUACCAGCUCUGGACCGACGGCGUUCCGACCAUUAACACUGGCCCUACUGGGCUCGAAAACUUUGACAACGUCGUUGCGUUGGCUAAGGCGAAUGGUCUGCGCCUUAUUCCUGACUUGAGUAAUAGGUCGGACUAUGGCGGCAUGGAUGUCUAUGUCCAGCAACUUACCGACUCCACUGACCAUGAUUUAUUCUACACGGAUGCGACAGUUAUCGCUGCGUAUAAGAACUACAUACACGCGUUUGUUUCGCGAUACGUCAACGAGCCGACUAUUUUGGCAUGGGAGCUUGCCAACGAACCCAGAUGCCGAGGCACUUCAUCUACUACAUCGGGUUCAUGCACACCCGCCACCAUUACAAGCUGGGCGGCAGACAUCUCUGCAUACAUCAAGUCCAUCGACUCCAACCAUCUCGUGGCUCUUGGUGACGAAGGCUUCUUCAACCGACCAGGUUCUCCAACCUACCCCUAUCAGGGCUCUGAGGGCAUCGACUUCGAUGCUAAUCUCCAGAUCAGCACACUCGACUUCGGGACUAUUCACGAUGUUUGGGGUACGACUGCCGACGCGAUCGCUUGGGGUAAUGGAUGGAUUCGAGACCACGCUACCUCUAUGGUUCAAGCUAACAAGCCCGUGAUCAUGGAAGAGUUUGGCAUGCUCGAGAACAAGGUCCCGAUUUACACCGAAUGGUUCAACACAAUUGAAACCUCUGGCUUCACUGGAGAUCUUGUCUGGUUAGUGCUCCGCACAUGCCUCUCUGAAGAGUUUUCGUGGGGCGAUACUUACAACGGCGGCUACGCCAUUUAUCCUGGUGAUGAUGCCUACGCUCUCCUGACUGAACAUGCAGCUGCGCUGAAGGCUCGCCCUCUGUAA
Pleurotus ostreatus (oyster mushroom) is the source of this 1353-nucleotide messenger RNA. RefSeq lists its product as uncharacterized. The transcript is spliced from 11 exons. NCBI's taxonomy places the organism in Eukaryota, Fungi, Basidiomycota, Agaricomycetes, Agaricales, Pleurotaceae. Gene Ontology annotation, biological process: carbohydrate metabolic process. Gene Ontology annotation, cellular component: extracellular region. Gene Ontology annotation, molecular function: cellulose binding; hydrolase activity, hydrolyzing O-glycosyl compounds. The record is from RefSeq and is a predicted model, not a curated record. The coding region runs from base 1 to 1353 and encodes 450 amino acids.